Messenger RNA from Benincasa hispida (wax gourd), 1770 nucleotides. RefSeq names its product putative mitochondrial saccharopine dehydrogenase-like oxidoreductase At5g39410. The record is from RefSeq and is a predicted model, not a curated record. Lineage: Eukaryota; Viridiplantae; Streptophyta; Magnoliopsida; Cucurbitales; Cucurbitaceae. Gene Ontology annotation, biological process: glycolipid biosynthetic process. Gene Ontology annotation, cellular component: mitochondrion; plasma membrane; lipid droplet.
AUAAAUUUUUACAUUCCUCAUCCUUGACCUCAGCCAGUGGGCAGUGACGGAAUGUGCAGUUUUUUGUUGUUUUUUUCCCUAUAAAUUUGGUGAUCUUCAUCCCUUUGAUCCUAAAAUGGAGGUAUUAAAAAGGGUGUUCGAAGUUGAAGAGUACCUUCAUUCAAACUCACCAAGAGCAUAAACUAAACAAUGGAAGAACCUCCUUACGAUCUCAUAAUCUUAGGAGCCACUGGUUUCACAGGCAAAUACGUUGUCCGAGAAGCUCUCAAAUUCCUCAACUCUUCUUUUCCUCUCAAAUCUUUCGCUCUUGCCGGUCGAAACCUCACGAAACUGACCGAAACCCUCAAAUGGGCAGCCCAUCCCCACUCUCCGCCGCCGAUUCCUCUCCUAAUCGCCGAUAUUGCCGACCCACAAUCCAUCCGCCGCCUCUGCACCCAAACCAACCUCAUUCUCAACUGCGUCGGACCCUUCCGCUACUACGGCGAGCCGGUGGUUGCGGCCUGCGUCGAGACAGGAUGCGAUUACUUGGACAUCUGUGGGGAGCCUGAGUUCAUGGAGAAAAUGGAAGCUAAUUAUCAUGAAAGGGCGGUUCAGAGUGGGGCUUUGGUGGUUUCGGCUUGUGGGUUUGAUUCAGUUCCUGCUGAAUUGGGUUUUAUUUUCAAUUCGAGGCAGUGGGUCGGGCAAUCGGCGCCGAAUCGGAUCGAGGCGUAUAUGAGCUUGGAAUCGAAGAGAAGAGUAGUUUGGAACUUCGGGACUUUUGAAUCGGCUGUUUUGGGUGUUGCUAAUGCCGACCAGUUAUUGAAAUUGAGGCGUUCGAGGCCCAGAAGACCUCGGCCUAAGAUUCCUGGUCCUCCUCCUCCUAAAGGGCCUACUAUCGAACACAAGAAGGACAUAGGCCUUUGGGCUGUAAGAUUACCUUCAGCCGAUUCCUCUGUAGUUCGAAGAACACUCUCUACUCUAGCUGAAAACCCUCAAGGUCUUCCUGGUGUUAAUGAGAGUGCUGACGAGAUUGAACAGAGGAAGACGUUUUGGUCGUCGGUGAAGCCAGCUCACUUUGGAGUAAAACUUGGCUCAAAGUCAUUGAUUGGCAUUCUGCGAAUCAUCACAGUUGGGAUGCUCAUUGGGCUUUUGGCUAGAACUUCACUCGGAAGGUGGCUUCUCUUGACGUUCCCUUUGGUUUUCAGUCUCGGGUGGUUCAGAAGGAAGGGUCCUUCGGAAGAUGGGGUAAAUAGCGCCUCAUUCAAAAUGUGGUUUGUUGGCCAUGGUUUUAGCAGCAGCAACAGUGAGGGGAAUGCAGAACCCGAUAUGGAAAUCGUAACGAGAGUGAUGGGGCCCGAGAUCGGGUAUCUAACAACUGCAAUCAUCCUUGUUCAAUGUGCAUUGAUUGUUCUAAGCAAACGUGAGGCUCUGCCACAAGGAGGAACUCUUACUCCAGGCAUUGUGUUUGGGUCAACUGAUCUCCAGCAAAGACUCCAACAGAAUGGAAUAUCUUUUGAUGUCAUUUCAAAGAAUGCUUAGUUACAGAAGUUGCAUUUCAGUAAUGCUUUUGUUUUUGUUUGUGUUUGUGUUUUUGCUUUUAUUUUUUUGUUCUUUUAUUUUAUUUUUUUUUUCAGAACAUGUAUAGAAAGUUUCUUUUUCCAUCUAAAAGUUAUAUGUGGUAUACUUUAGGGAUGUAUCAACUGGCAGAUUAGUCUGUUGGUUUAAACUAUAGUUUGAGAUUUUUUUUUUUUUUUGAUCUUUUUUGGGUGGAUUAUAUAUGUUUGUUUCAUU